Armigeres subalbatus is the source of this 1234-nucleotide messenger RNA. RefSeq lists its product as uncharacterized. The coding region runs from base 641 to 1234 and encodes 197 amino acids. The transcript has 2 exons. The record is from RefSeq and is a predicted model, not a curated record. NCBI's taxonomy places the organism in Eukaryota, Metazoa, Arthropoda, Insecta, Diptera, Culicidae.
UUUUUUUGAAAUCCAAACCAGAAAGCGGAAACGAACAAAAAAAGUAAUUUUGAAAGCAAAGAUCGCGAAGAACCGGCGCCUGGCUCACAAAUUGAUCAUCGAAAAAUGUGGUUGCAAGAAGAAUUGUGACCAGAUUGUGUCGAAGGACGAACGGGUAAUUAUACAUGAUCAGUUCUGGAAGCACGAUAAAACGGGUCAAACCAAUUAUAUUAGAGGAACCGUCCAUCGAAGCUCAAAGCCACUCCGACGUAAAAAUCGAUUCACUGCAAAUGAUCCGAAAAAGACCUGUUCGUACAUUUUCUGCCUCCGUUUGUUAAAUGGAAGCGAUGAACGAGUAUGCCGGAAGUUCUUCUUGAACACUAUCGGAUAUGGAGAAAACUGCGGGUAAGCUGUGUAUAACAGUAUGUGUAAACAAUGAUAUUGAUUGUUGUCUAUUGUUAGGAACCUUGUGUAUCGUUGCCUCGAUAGCGAUUUCGAAGGGAAUCCAAAGCCUUCCAAGCGUGGUAAAUACGAGCGAAACAAACUGAAACAGGAAGCUGUUAAAUCGCACAUCUUGUCAUACAACCCAACUGUAUCGCACUAUCGACGAGCUCACGCUCCGAACCGAUAUUAUCUACCAUCUGAUCUAACAGGAGUUUCCAUGUAUACAAACUAUCAAGAUUCGGCUCAACCAGACUUAAAGGUCAAUUAUUCGUUUUAUUCCAAUGUAAUGUUACGCAUGAAUAUUUCACUGGUAAAGCUUGGCCACGAGCAAUGCGAGGCAUGCGUUGCGGCAACAUUACAUCAGAGUGCAUCCGGACACAUCGACGAAGACAAUUUCAUUGCAAUAUGUUCAUUAUGCAAAUCGCAUAUGGAACAUUUACGUUUGGCAUCUUCCUCCAGAUUGAUGUACCGUGCUGAUGGCGACAACAUUCGAACCAAAGAAAUCGUUUUCGCUGUUGAUCUUCAGAAGGUCAUUCAGCUUCCUCGCUUAGAAAGUCUGAAGUCCAUCGUUUUUGCCCAGCGCUUAUUAGCAUUUAACGAGACGUUCGCCCCGGUCGGCAGCUAUGCCAAAGCAUUCCCCGUUAUAGCCUGCGUCUGGGACGAGUCUACUUCUGGAAGGUCAGCCGCGGACAUUACAAGUUGCUUUGACAAAGUUGUCAACUGGUGCUGUAGCAACGGAGUGGAACAAAUUACUUUCUGGCUAGACAACUGUUCUAGUAGAACAAAAACUGGAACUUGUUCCUGUACCUAA